AUGACGGCGGAUUCCCAGGAUGUCCACGGCCCAAAGCUGGCCGAGGUGUGUAUGAGGCAAGCCCUCAGAUUGGAGGAGAUGCAGGAGGAGUUAGAGAAGGCGCGAAAAAGAGAAAAAACUGCCUUGGAGGAGCUUGAAAAACUGUGCAAAGCACACCAGCAAGAAAAGGCAGCUUUUGUAGAUCGAGAAGAGCAGAUGGUCUCUUUACAGGCUGCUCUGCAGCGAGAGAAUGACCUCCUGCUUGAGGAGCUGGUCUCCGUGUUGGGCCGAACCAAGGCCCUGAAAGCAGAGAUGGCAUGGAUCCAGAGAAGUCUACCCUUUGAGAGCCCGCGCGAGAAGCAGCCAGCUGUACACUACCUUUCAAGAGGUAGCUCCCCUUCCGCCGUAAAAGCACAUGACAGCCGCUCGCCAAGCAAUUCCCAGGUUAUUUCACCAAUGAAGCCAAUGCUUUCACCUUUGCAGCAAGUGCCGAAUGUAAGCUGGUUGCGAGGUGCCGAAGCACCGUCCAAGUUGAUCCACCCCAUGCGACGAGCGAGCGAGGUGUUUGGCAUCACACCUGCAACAAGGUGACCCUUGCGGCAAGCAGAAGGUGUUUGGCAUCACACCUGCAACAAGGUGACCCUUGCGGCAAGCAGAAGGUGCGGUUGCUGCCAUUCUAGUGUGCUUGGAAGCUCUUUGAGAGAGAUUGACCUAGUGCACGGAUUGCGGCAACCGUGCAGGUGUUUGGCAUCACACCUGCAACGAGGUGACCCUUGCGGCAAGCAGAAGGUGUUUGGCAUCACACCUGCAAUGAGGUGACCCUGCAGCAAGCAGAAGGUGUUUGGCAUCACACCUGCAACCAGGUGACCCUUGCGGGACCCUUGCGGCAAGCAGAAGGUGUUUGGCAUCACACCUGCAACGAGGUGACCCUUGCGGCAAGCAGAAGGUGUUUGGCAUCACACCUGCAAUGAGGUGACCCUGCAGCAAGCAGAAGGU
Durusdinium trenchii is the source of this 975-nucleotide messenger RNA. The record is from the annotation of a GenBank genome assembly. NCBI's taxonomy places the organism in Eukaryota, Dinophyceae, Suessiales, Symbiodiniaceae.